AUGUCCGUCGCCGUCGCCGCUCAGCCCGUUGCCCCGCACCUCCAGUCCGCGGGGCCCUCGACCAAGACCUCUCGCGUCACUGGUGAGAUCCUCACCUCCGGCCAGCACGAGCCGAACCACGACGACAUCAUUCCCUACGCCCAGUUCCCGAAGGAGGUUACGGGUCGCACCGUUUGGACUAAGGAUGACUUCGCCGACACUUCCAUCUGGAAGCACCGCUGGACGCCGGAGCAGAUUCAGGAGCUCGAGGAGGCGUACGACCGCUUCGCCGAGACUGGCCUUCCCCUGACUGCCGUCAACCGCGAAACCUUCCCCUUCUCCAAGAACAUCACCGACUUCCUCCUCAAGCUUCGCGACUUCAUCGUUGACGGCCCCGGCUUCACGCUGAUCCAGGGCCUUCCGGUCAACGAGUGGUCUGUUCCCAAGUCGAGCGCUAUCUACCUUGCCAUUGGCUCCGUCAUCGGUGUUCCCGUCUCCCAGAACCACAAGGGCCACGUCCUCGGCCACGUCAAGGACCUAGGCAACGACCCCACCCAGAUCGACAAGGUCCGCAUCUACACCACUACCGCCCGCCAGUUCUUCCACACCGACAACGCCGACAUCGUCGGUCUCCUCUGCCUGCACCGCGCCAAGGAGGGUGGCGAGUCGGACGUCGUCUCGGCCCAGCACGUCUGGAACACCCUGCAGCGCGAGCGCCCUGAUGUCGCUGAGAUCCUCUCCCAGCCCAUCUGGUACUUCGACCGCAAGGGCGAGGUCUCCGAGGGCCAGAAGCCGUGGAUCCAGAAGUCGGUCUUCUACUGGCACGACGGCAAGCUCCUCUCCGUCUACGACCCCUACUACGUCAAGUCGAUCCAGCGUUUCAUCGACGCUGGCCUGAUCCCCGGUCACUCCGAGGCACAGAAGGAGGCCUUCCAAGUGCUCGAGGACACCGCCCUCCGCCUCUCGCUCCACAUGGUCCUCGAGGUUGGAGACAUCCAGUUCGUCGCCGACACCCACGUCUUCCACUCCCGCACCGCCUACAUUGACCACCUUCCCCCGACUCCCCGCCGCCACCUCAUGCGCCUCUGGCUCGCCACCCCUGAGUCCGAGGGCGGAUGGAAGCGCCCCUUCCCCGACUCGGCCCACCCGAGGCGCGGCGGUAUCCAGGUCAACGACCAGCCCGCUACCUGCCCCCUGGACGCGGAGUAA
Messenger RNA from Trichosporon asahii var. asahii CBS 2479, 1188 nucleotides. RefSeq lists its product as uncharacterized. Lineage: Eukaryota; Fungi; Basidiomycota; Tremellomycetes; Trichosporonales; Trichosporonaceae. Bases 1 to 1188 code for a protein of 395 amino acids. The transcript has a single exon. Gene Ontology annotation, molecular function: oxidoreductase activity. The record is from RefSeq and is a predicted model, not a curated record.